Molecule: messenger RNA, 1544 nt
Organism: Tripterygium wilfordii
Lineage: Eukaryota; Viridiplantae; Streptophyta; Magnoliopsida; Celastrales; Celastraceae
Exons: 3
Coding region: 655-1431 (258 amino acids)
Biological process (GO): mitotic sister chromatid cohesion
Cellular component (GO): cytoplasm; NatA complex
Molecular function (GO): N-acetyltransferase activity
Source: RefSeq, a predicted model, not a curated record
GUGAUGGUGAUGGACCCAAAUGGAUGCAACCUCUCAUCUUGUAGGCAAAGAUGUUUUCAACAGAAAAAAUGGGUAUGGAGCAUGUUUGUCUAAUCUUAAAGAGGGUUCCUAUCAAUGUGUGUGCUACAUUACUUGCAUUUAACUUGUGGAAAACCCGAGUUGAGGCUCAUAUUGGAUGUUCAAAGGUUCAAAGGGUAAACUUGUAAGGUGCAGUUCUCGUUAAAAAACCAGGAGAUAAUUGCAGGUGUAGUUCUCAAAUUAAGCGAACUAAAAUUUUAUAAUAUACAAAUGCCUCUCUUCUGCAUAACUUAAGCACGUUACAACUCACAAUAACUAGGAACAAGCCCAACUCCAUUUAGCAGGUAGUGGCCCAUUGAAACUGACCUGUUUGAAUGUGGUGAUGGAGUAUGGACCAUACAUUGCACACAAGUAAGUUACUAGUCCAUGACCCAUCUUACCCAUCCAUACCUUAUCUGUCUUUGGAAAAUUUGUCAUCAACUCAUCCACACAAAAUUAAAAGAAACAAAAGAAAAUCCAAAUUAUAGCAGCAACAACGACAACAACUCAAAACCCAUACUGCUGGCUAGCAUUCAAUGAUGAUCAUGGAAGUGCUGCAAGUUAUAUGGAGAUGGGGAGCAGUUUUGUGAAGAACACAUGAAAAGCAUGGCUACAAACUUCCAUUACCACAUUUUAGGAAGAAGUCAUGUGUAUAGAGAGACCAAUUAUAGAUAUACAAGGCAUAGCUGCAGGGUAUUUAUACAGCAGAACAAGGGUUUGGAAUUGGAGAGAUGCAGAGUUGGUUUUGUGCAGUGUUGUGGAUCUCCUACAUCAUCAUUGAAGAAGGAAGUUGGGCUUAUUGAUAGAGAAUACUUGGUGAGUGAGUAUGGAUGGAAUGUGAGGAGAUUGGCUGAGGAGAAACAAGAAAUCAGAGAGGCAGCAAAUAUUCAAGCUGAAGCAUUUCAUACCCCAGUUGCUCUCUUCAAUGAUAUGUUCUUUGAAUUCUUCAAGGCUGAAGUCAUUUCUGGGCUGCUUUACAAACUUAGAAACUCGCCUCCAAACAGGUAUGCAUGUUUGGUUGCUGAGGCCAAGCAGAAACUUGUGGGGAUUGUGGAUGUUACUGUGAUGAGGGAUGAAGCAGUACUGCAACAUCUACGUGGUGCAGAAGAAUACCUUUAUGUGUCUGGAAUUGCUGUCCUGCAAACUUUCAGGAGGCAGAAAGUAGCAAGUGCCUUGCUCAAGGCCUGUGACAUGCUCUCACUCCAAUUGGGUUUUGAUUAUCUCGUCCUUUGGGCCUAUGAAGAUGAUUUGGGUGCUCGUAAAUUGUAUUCUAGUGCAGGUUACAAAGUCAUCUCUGGUGAUCCUCCAUGGAUUUCUACUUGGAUUGGAAGAAAACGCCGCAUUCUUAUGAUCAAACGAUCUCAUUCUUCUUAGAUACAAGAAUGCUAAUCUUACUUGAACAUAGAACCCUCGAAAGUGUCUCUAUAUACAUCUCUUUUCUUUUAAAUGUAAACUGUGCGUUUACCAUGCAAAUAAGUAUACAGUGA